Heterocephalus glaber (naked mole-rat) is the source of this 1343-nucleotide messenger RNA. It is a transcript of the gene Zfyve21, whose product is annotated as zinc finger FYVE-type containing 21. Lineage: Eukaryota; Metazoa; Chordata; Mammalia; Rodentia; Bathyergidae. Gene Ontology annotation, molecular function: metal ion binding. The record is from RefSeq and is a predicted model, not a curated record.
CGUCGUCGCUGUCAGCCACUCGGGUCGGGCCGUCGGAGGGGUGCAGGCGAGUGCGGGCGGUGGCGCGAGGGCUGAGGUGGCGACAUGUCCUCGGGGGUGGCCGCGCGCCGCGACGCCAAGAAGCUGGUGCGCUCGCCCAGUGGGCUGCGCAUGGUGCCCGAGCACCGCGCCUUCGGGAGCCCGUUCGGCCUGGAGGAGCCGCCGUGGGUCCCGGACAAGGAGUGCUCGAGAUGCAUGCAGUGUGACGCCAAGUUCGACUUUAUCACCCGGAAGCACCACUGCCGGCGCUGCGGGAAGUGCUUCUGUGACAGGUGCUGCAGCCAGAAGGUGCCACUGCGGCGCAUGUGCUUUGUGGACCCGGUGCGGCAGUGCGCGGAGUGCGCCUUGGUGUCCCUGCGGGAGGCGGAGUUCUACGACAAGCAGCUCAAGGUGCUCCAGAGCGGAGCCACCUUCUUUGUGACCUUUGGAAACUCAGAGAAACCUGAAACCAUGGUUUGUCGUCUUUCCAACAACCAGAGAUGCUUGGUUCUGGAUGGGAACAGUCACUAUGAAAUCGAAAUCGCACACAUCUCCACAGUGCAGACUCUCACCGAGGGCUUUGCUCCCGGAGGAGGCAAUGCCCGGGCUGCAGGCAUGUUCCUGCAGUACAUGGUGCCGGGGUCAGAAGGCGCAGCCCAGCUGAAGCUGAUGGCCGGGGAGGACGCGAACGCCAGCAAGAGGCCAGCGGCAGCGUGGCUGGCAGCAAUGCACAAGGCUGCCAAGCUCCUCUACGAGUCUCGGGACCAGUAGCUCUCGUGCAAGGCCCCCUCGGAGUGCGUCUGGUCAUCGAGCACCAUGGGGCUGACCUCGCUUGUGCUGGAAAUGCAAUUCAAGUAUCUGGAGAUGCAAAGUGCUCACUUACUUAGUGCAAUAUGUACACAGUUUAUUAACGCUUUGAACAGCUUCUUCCUGUCUUAGUUUGUCUGUUGUCCUGUUGAUACUUAGCUGGCGGUGGAGAGGCCGAGCUGCACUACUUCGGAACCGUUUUUAGCAUAACCAGGACCGUAUCUGAAUGCCCAGGGUCACUGGAAGACUCCGGCUCAUCAGGGUCCCCCGGGACUUCCCCAGAGUAAUACACUGGGGGGUGCUCAGCAGCCCUGAGGUGAGGCUGUGUCGCCGGCCUCUGUGCUGUUUCCAGACUGUCCGCUGGCCCAGCACUAACCGGGAGCAGUGAGCAACCCUGCCCCUUCACUGCGCGGAAGGCGCAGUGCUGUUUUCUACUUUUCACUUACUCUCACUUUAUUAAAAUGAUGGUAUAGCAAUUUGUAUAUAAAAGCAUAAAAUUAAAACCUAUUUUGAAAAUA